AUACCUAGCUUAUUGGACUUUGACGGGUAUACGUCGACCACCUUGAGAGCAGUUUAAACCCGGGAUAGAUUAUGGUAUCGCUCUAAGUGACCGGUAGCUAUGUCCAUCGACACGGGUACAUGUUGACCAUUCGUAUGGAUUUGGCGGAGCCUGGCUAUAAUUGUUACUGUAUCACAUUGUGAAGCGGAUAGUUAUGUAAUCUUCUAUCGACCUAAGCGUCCCGAACCCUGACAAGCAUGGUGUAUGUCACUGUGAGAUAUGGUGAUUGCGAGGAGGAAAUCUUUAACCCUUUCUGUCGAGCCCGCAAUCUAUUACGGAGUAUAAAACAGAAAUGUCGAUGUAAAAAUGACUUUGACAUUGAACUUUGUGAUGAAUCAGGUAAUAUCAAAUUUCUACGAGACGUUCCGAACAGAUAUGCAAAUGAGAUACUGACGGAGAGGGAGACGUUGGUGCUCCUUCGAGUUGAUAAAACGACCGAGACCUCCGACACUUAUGUACCGCUACUGAACGAUGACGAGUCUAUUAACGAGGAAUUCACAGGUAAGCCAGGUUAGCCGGAAGGGGCAUGUACGACAGUCGACCCGGAAGCAGAAGAGUGAGGUCAAAUACACGCAGACAGAAAAACGACAAAAAUGGCGACCGAGAUCGCUCCAAAGAAAAACUGAAGUCUGCUCGCCCUGAGAAAAGGUCCAAGUCAAGACAGGGAAAAUAGACACUCAUCGAUAGCUAAAGCUGUUUAUUAAUUGAUAAUAGUUAAACAUGUAGCUAUAUUUUAAGUCGACUUAUUAAGAUAGCUAUACCUUAAUUUGCUAUAGGUUUAAAUCAUGUUAUUGGUUUUUUUUAAACAGAGGAUUGGAAUAAAAAAACCAAUUUGUAUUUCCAAUAGAAGAAAAUGCUUCUAACACAUAACAAGCACUGAUUGUGGCAAAAAAAUGUUAUAUUUGAAUUUUGUUUUACAUUUUCUACAAUUGUGACUGCUGUUUCUUGUGAAUAAACUAAUGAAAUGAU
Molecule: messenger RNA, 1008 nt
Organism: Mizuhopecten yessoensis (Yesso scallop)
Lineage: Eukaryota; Metazoa; Mollusca; Bivalvia; Pectinida; Pectinidae
Exons: 5
Coding region: 237-554 (105 amino acids)
Source: RefSeq, a predicted model, not a curated record